UUCAAUUAUACGAAAUGCGUUUUUCUAAGGUACAUAAACUUUUGGAAUUGACUGUAUAGCCAAUACAUCCUUAAGUAUUUGACAUAGUUCAGUCUCGUUUCUACUUACUUACGCACAAUUAUGAUACACACAAUUUUUACUUACUUUAUAAAGAUGAACAAUCAUUAUACAUACAUGCGCUUUGGCGCAGACACUCUGUAUACGUGCAAAAUUCAAUUAUCUGUGUAUGUAUUUCGUUAGAUAUACAUACAUCGACGCAUUUAAUUCUAUAUAAAAACAAUAAUGUUUGUCCCACGCAACAGUAAAACUCGACCGAUUUUAAAGUACUUAUAUUCUCGCAAUUUGAAUUUUCAAGACGCUAUGGAUAGAAAUUAUAAAAAGUUUCUUGUAUCAGUGCACUGAUCUCUCAUAUAGAACACUGGAUUGUGCGUUUGUUGUCUGUCAUUUUGACACACAACACACUGAUAUUUCCUAAUACAUAUGUGUGGUCCUCCCCGUGGCCACGCUUACGAGAGACGCGGCACGGCAUGUACGCAACGUACAUUAUCUUUCUCGAGACAAGUAGUUCGGCCGUAGCCAUAAGCAAAUAAAAUUUCCGUCAUUCGAAACGAAGAAGCGUCCUCUUUAAAAUCUCGUUUGAUUCUUCUCGAUCCGAUUUCCGGUUCCGGUGAUAUCGUCAUUUAAAGGCAAGCAUAAUCUUUUCGGCGCCGUUAUUGUUGUUCUUCUCGUACGUCGACCGACUGACGGACCUACCCUAAUCUCCACCAACCGGUCUAGUCUGUCUAGACAUCCAGCUGAUACACGAAAGUAGGUCACUGUGUCACAGACGCUGCACCUAAACAUUGGAAGCCUGUAUCUCCGGAAUAGAUUGAGAUAUCGCGAUGAAUCACAAGCGAUUUUUUUCAUCUUGAUUUCCUCCAGGAAGUUUCCAGUGUUCUAUAUAAAUCAGUGUAUCUAUAAGUUUGAUAUUGUAAUAAAAGGAAGAAAUAAUGUAUUUUUAGAGACUAGUUGUUGGAAAAGGUUGAUUAAUUAAGAAAACUGAUUCACCUAUCGUAUGUGAUCGCAUUAAAAAGUAUUUACUAAAAGUAUGAAUUGCUAGAUAAAUCACAAUUACGUCUUCUGAGAUACACUAUCGCUUUAGUAACUGUUCUCGUAGAUAAAAUCGAUUUUACGUAUUUAUAACAUACCCAUUGAAACAUAAAAUUGACAUAUAUUUUUCGAACUAUAAAAUAACUCUCGGAUUAACAGUCUUCAUUUACGAGCUUCUAUGAUUUUUUACAUUAACAAUAUUUAAUAAACGUCUUAUGAGUAACAAAUAUUGUAUUAAAUAUUGUACUAUAGCUUAAACGAUUAUUUCCCGUGUAAUUUAAGUAUGUUGGUUUAAAAGUCCUCCGGUCAUUGUCAGCAGAUCCAGCAAAGAUAAAUCAUAGAAAAAGAUGAUAUAAUUAGUAUUACGAGAAAUACUUUUAUUGUCAAAGUGCCGUAGAUGUUGCAUAGAUGUAAAAUAUCGUAGUAAACAUCGUAAUCACUUCGUACAUAUAACAUUUGAGGUGAAUAUUUAUUGAUUGCUAAAGUGCAUCGCUUGAAAUAAAUAUUUCCAGACGCAAAGAAAUGUUUCAAAUAGGUAGUUAUGUAUCUAAGAAUAGCUGUAGCAAGAGUUACAUUAUCGAGUAGACUCCAAAUGUAAUAACGUUUCUCAGUACCCAGUUGUUCUAUUUGAAACAUUCCUUUCUCCCUCGAAAUAUGUAAAAGAUCUUCGAGUCGUUCGUAUAAAGUUAUUAUUCUUGCAAUAGGCAACGUGUAAGAAAAAAAACAAAUUUUCUUCGCAGUGAAGAUUAAUCAUUACCUUGGGCGCAAAAUGAUGAGCGCAUCGUAUGCACAAUUGUUAAAAUAUGUAUAUUGUACAGGAAGUUAAUUUUUGAUGGUCCCAUAAAUUCGUAAAAGAUUAACAGUCGCAAGAAACUGUAAGUACAAUUAUAAUAAAAAAUAGUGAGCAGUAAUAAUGCAGUUGUGUAAAAAAUGAUACCAAACAUUGUCAGUGUUCUGUAUUGUAUAUCUUCCAAUACGAAAUAUUUAUUAUCGAAAAGUCCCACUAACGAUAAUUGAUGUUUCAUUUUAUAUUUUCAUUUCAAAGUAAAAAAUUAAAAAACGAACAUUAAUUCCAUAAACGAUAUUCGAUUCCAUAGUAUUUCUUUGAUUGUUGAUUAAACCUUCUCGUAAGAGUAAUUAAUGUCGUGUUACAACAAAGAUUUACGAGUAAGUACAGAAGUAUCGAUCAAUAUAAAAGGAACCUUACACCUGAUACGUAAUAUGUAAGAACAAUUCUGAGAUCCCUGAGUAAAAGUGUGCAAAAUGUUCACUAAAUAUAUUCUAUCAGCUUCGUCCGCGCACAUCGUACGGAGUACUGAAAUACUGAAAAUCGUGAAGUUCAAGACCUACUCUUGUUCCAUGAGACCGAUGCGGACUUCGCUGUGGAUGCUGAAUCGACUAUGGCCAUACAAAUCACAAGACGAACGACGUCUUCAUCAACUGACUGCAACACACGAACGCGCAGAUGCAUUAUUUACAAAUUAUAAAUCGGCACAAUUGAAUAAAAUCAAAUACAAAGAGAAAGAUGUUGCAGGUGAAAUAAAAAAUGAUGAAGUACUUUUCGGUCACGGAUUUCGUUCUUAAAAAUGUUUUUAAAAAAUAUUUAUGUUCGUGUAUAUCUAUACACUUAAAUACGUACUGUGGAUAUUACUACAUUUUCUUUAAGGCUUAUUUCGCGAUAAAAUGGUAAUUAUUAAAAUGCAUAUAUUAAUAAACUUUUUCUCUCUUUUUCUAUCUAUAUGAAUA
Messenger RNA from Ceratina calcarata, 2835 nucleotides. RefSeq lists its product as uncharacterized. The record is from RefSeq and is a predicted model, not a curated record. The coding region runs from base 2353 to 2673 and encodes 106 amino acids. NCBI's taxonomy places the organism in Eukaryota, Metazoa, Arthropoda, Insecta, Hymenoptera, Apidae. The transcript has 3 exons.